Molecule: messenger RNA, 3626 nt
Organism: Erythranthe guttata (spotted monkey flower)
Lineage: Eukaryota; Viridiplantae; Streptophyta; Magnoliopsida; Lamiales; Phrymaceae
Source: RefSeq, a predicted model, not a curated record
CAUGCAACAUUUGAAGUAUAGGUUUGAAGCUCACAUGGAAGUUCAUGUGGGAUCCAUCGACGAGGAAGAUGAUGAGCAAGGAAUUGCACAUAUGAUUGAGCAUGUUGCAUUUCUUGGAAGUAAGAAACGUGAGAAACUUCUUGGAACAGGGGCAAGGUCUAAUGCUUACACCGAUUUUCAUCACACUGUGUUUCAUAUCCAUUCACCAACCAGUACAAAGGAUUCUGAAGGUGAUUUGCUGCCAGUUGUUCUGGAUACUCUGAAUGAGAUUGCUUUUCAACCAAAAUUUCUGGUUUCUCGAGUUGAAAAAGAACGACGUGCAAUUUUGUCUGAACUGCAAAUGAUGAAUACCAUCGAGUACCGUGUUGAUUGCCAGUUGUUGCAAUACUUGCAUUCUGAAAACAAGUUAAGCAAAAGGUUUCCUAUUGGAUUGGAGGAGCAGAUUAAGAAAUGGGAUGCUGAUAAAAUCAGGAAAUUCCACGAGCGUUGGUAUUUCCCCGCUAAUGCCACAUUGUACAUUGUUGGAGACAUUGAUAACAUUCCACAGACGGUUAACCACAUUGAAGCUGUUUUUGGACAAACUGGCACAGAAAGUGAGGCAUAUACUGCACCUACACCAAGUGCUUUCAAUGCAAUGGCCAAUUUUCUUGUUCCUAAGCUGUCAGUUGGACUGUCUAAUGCUUUAUCUUCAGAAAGGGCACAAGCUAAUGGGGAGAAAAAGAAAAUUAGAAAGGAAAGGCAUGCUGUUCGCCCUCCUGUUCAGCAUAAUUGGUCCAUUCCUGGAAGCUAUGCAGACUCAAAGUCUCCCCAGAUAUUUCAGCAUGAAUUGCUUCAGAAUUUCUCAAUUAAUAUGUUCUGCAAGAUCCCUGUCAACAAGGUCCGUACAUAUGGUGAUUUGCGGAAUGUGCUGAUGAAGAGGAUAUUUCUUUCUGCUCUGCAUUUCCGCAUUAAUACAAGAUACCAGAGUUCGAAUCCCCCGUUUACCUCAGUGGAAUUGGAUCACAGUGACUCAGGAAGAGAAGGUUGUACUGUUACUACUCUUACAGUGACUGCAGAACCUCAAAAUUGGAGAAAUGCUAUUAAAGUUGCUGUGCAAGAGGUUAGAAGGCUUAAAGAAUUUGGUGUUACAAACGGUGAAUUAGCUCGUUAUUUGGACGCCCUAUUAAAAGACAGUGAACAAUUGGCAUCUAUGAUUGACAACAUAUCAUCAGUGGAUAACUUGGAUUUUGUUAUGGAAAGUGACUCACUCGGUCAUACUGUGAUGGAUCAAAGGCAAGGACAUGAGAGUUUGGUUGCUGUUGCUGGCACAAUUAGCCUCGAGGAGGUCAAUUCUGUAGGCGCAGAGGUAUUGGAGUUCAUAUCUGAUUAUGGGAAACCGUCUGCACCUCAGCCAGCUGCAAUUGUUGCAUGUGUUCCAAAGAAAGUCCACAUCGAUGGAAUUGGUGAAACUGAAUUCAAGAUUGAACCAGAAGAAAUCCUUGCUUCUAUUGAAGCUGGUUUGAAAGAACCUAUAGAGGCUGAACCCGAGCUUGAGAUACCGAAGGAGUUGAUCUCCUCAGAACAGCUGCAGGAGUUGAGUUUGCAGCAACCUCCUUCUUUCAUUCCUGUGGACCAAGAAAAGAAAAUGACAAAGGUUUACGAUGAGGAGACAGGAAUCAUUCAGCGCCGUCUUUCGAAUGGAAUUCCUGUAAAUUACAAGAUAUCCAAAAGUGAAGCAAAUAGUGGUGUCAUGCGCCUCAUAGUCGGUGGUGGACGGGCAGCCGAAAGUGCUGAGUCCAAGGGAGCUGUUAUUGUUGGUGUUCGAACUCUGAGUGAAGGGGGCCGUGUGGGGAACUUCACACGUGAGCAGGUAGAACUUUUCUGUGUAAAUCAUCUGAUAAAUUGCUCCCUGGAGUCAACUGAGGAAUUUAUAAGCAUGGAGUUUCGUUUUACUCUAAGAGAUAAUGGGAUGCGUGCCGCUUUCCAGUUACUUCAUAUGGUACUUGAGCAUAGUGUCUGGUUAGAAGAUGCAUUUGAUAGAGCUAAGCAGUUAUACCUGUCGUAUUACCGCUCUAUUCCCAAAAGCUUAGAGCGGUCUACCGCCCACAAGCUGAUGCUUGCUAUGCUGGAUGGAGAUGAACGGUUUGUGGAGCCCACACCAAAUUCCUUACAACAGUUGACACUAGAACAAGUGAAAGAGGCAGUGAUGAAUCAAUUUGUCUGCGACAACAUGGAGGUGAGUAUUGUUGGAGACUUCUCAGAAGAGGAUAUCGAGUCUUGUAUUUUGGAGUACUUGGGUACAGUUAGAGAAAGAAAAGGUUCCGAAAGAGCACAAAAAUACAGCCCAAUCUUAUUCCGACCAUAUACUGCUGAUUUACAGCAUCAACAAGUGUUUUUGAAGGACACAGAUGAGCGAGCAUGCGCAUACGUGGCUGGCCCUGCACCGAAUCGUUGGGGAUUUACUUUUGAGGGAAAGAACCUUCUGGAAUCAGACAGCACUGCCUCUACAUUUGGUGAACAUGUAAAAUUUGAAGAACAACCCCAAGAGUUGGAAAAUUCCGACAAGGUCAUGCAAGGCAAACUGCGUACUCACCCGUUAUUUUUUGCCAUUACAAUGGGCCUAUUGCAAGAGAUCAUAAAUUCCAGGCUCUUUACGACAGUUAGGGAUUCUCUUGGACUGACAUAUGAUGUGUCUUUUGAGCUAAACCUCUUUGAUCGGUUGAAGCUCGGGUGGUAUGUGAUAUCUGUGACAUCAACCCCUGGAAAGGUACAUAAAGCUGUCGAUGCUUGCAAGAAUGUACUCAAAGGUCUGCUCAGCAGCAGGAUUGCCCCAAGGGAGUUGGACAGAGCAAGACGAACACUGCUUAUGCGUCAUGAAGCUGAAAUAAAGUCGAAUGCAUAUUGGCUAGGGUUAAUGGCUCACUUACAAGCAACAUCUGUACCAAGAAAGGAUAUUUCAUGCAUAAAAGAUCUGAUUUCACUAUAUGAAGCUGCUACUAUCGAAGAUGUAUAUAUUGCGUACGAGCAGUUGAAGGUGGAUGAUAAUUCCUUGUUCUCUUGCAUUGGAGUCGCUGGCUCUCAGGCUGGAGAAGUAGCCACCGGUUCGGUGGUGCUUGAGGAAGAAUCAGUUGAGGGCCUCCAAAAUAUUAUCCAAGUGGGACGAGGUUCAUCGACAAUGACACGCCCAACUACAUGAAGUUCGUAAUAUGACCACAUUUCUUGGUUGACAUACAAGAUAUACUGCAGAAUAAGAGGUCUAGAAACUUCUGUGAUCGGAACAAAGAAAGAAAAAUAACAUCUAUCAGAAGCACUUCUUCGAUCAGGUGAGCCAUUCGAGACUUGCGUUCAAUAUGUGGAGUUCGAUGCGAAUAAAUCAUGAUUAAUUCAAUAUAUGAUUCUGUAUACAUACAUACUUUUUUUCUUUUUUCUUUUUUCUUUUUUCUUUUUUUUUUUCUUUUUUUAAUUUUUUUUACGAGUAAAGUUGUACGAAUAGAUUGCUUUAUUCUCGACUAGGCAGUAGUAAAAUAAAAAAGGUCAUCUUUUUUUGCACAAGUAUUGUGACUAUGUUGUAAAAUAGCACUCGUUGAUUCUUAUAUGUUUACUACAUCGAACAGAUGAAUAGAGAGUCAUCUUUGUUUCCUUGCAAA